UCUUCUAGUACUGCUUUUUAUUAUUAUUAUUAUUAUCAUCAUCAUCAUCAUCGUCGACGUCGCUUAUUUGCUGGCCUAAAUUGUGGAUUAUUCUCUGUCUUGAGAUCCGGAACCGUUCCUGGUGUGGGCUUGAUGCAUGCUCCGUUUGCCUUAUUACCCACGUCAUUUCCUGAAAGUCAUUGGAGGCAAGCGUGUGACUUAGCCCCUUUGUUUAAUGAACUUGUUGAUCGGGUCAGUUUGGAUGGAAAAUUUCUACAGGAAGCUCUCUCCAGAACAAAGAAAGCGGACGAAUUUACCUCUAGACUUUUGGAUAUUCAUUCCAAAAUGCUAGAGAUUAACAAAAAAGAGGAAAUACGCUUGGGACUACAUCGAUCAGAUUAUAUGCUUGAUGAAAAGACUAAGUCACUUUUGCAAAUAGAGCUGAACACUAUUUCCUCUUCAUUUGCUGGUCUUGGGAGUCUUGUGACCGAACUUCAUAGGAACAUACUUUCUCACUAUGGAAAAUUGCUUGGACUAGAUUCCAAUAGGGUUCCAGCCAAUCCUGCUGUCAGUCAGAAUUCUGAGGCCUUGGCUAAAGCUUGGAAUGAGUAUAAUAAUCCCAGGGCUGGGAUUAUGUUUGUGGUUCAGGCUGAAGAACGAAACAUGUACGACCAGCAUUUUCUUUCUGCAGUUCUUAGAGAAAGGCAUCAUAUUACAACCAUACGAAAAACGAUGGCAGAAGUUGAUCAAGGAGGAGUAAUUCUACCAGAUGGAACACUUACUGUGGAUGGACAAGCAAUUGCUGUCAUUUACUUCCGGGCUGGCUAUGCACCAGUUGACUAUCCUUCAGAAUCAGAAUGGAGUGCUAGGCUACUGAUGGAACAAUCUUCUGCUAUUAAAUGCCCCUCAAUAUCUUAUCAUUUGGUUGGCACCAAGAAGAUUCAACAGGAACUUUCAAAGCCUGGUGUUCUUGAGAGGUUCCUUGAAAACAAAGAUGAUAUUGCCAAACUGCGUCAAUGCUUUGCAGGAUUGUGGAGUUUGGACGACUCAGAUAUGACUAGAAAAGCGAUUGAAAAGCCAGAGUUAUUUGUGAUGAAACCCCAAAGAGAAGGAGGAGGAAACAAUAUUUAUGGUGAUGCUGUGAGGGAAACCCUCCUAAAAUUGCAGAAAGCAGGUUCUCAAGAAGAUGCAGCUUACAUCCUUAUGCAGAGGAUAUUUCCGAAAAUUUCUGCAGCAGUUUUGAUGCGGAAUGGUUGUUGGCAUAAGGAUCAUGCCAUUUCAGAACUUGGGAUAUUUGGUACUUAUUUAAGGAACAAGGAUACCGUUAUCAUGAAUAACCAAAGUGGCUAUUUGAUGCGUACAAAAAUAUCAUCAUCAGAUGAAGGUGGGGUUGCAGCUGGUUUUGCGGUAUUAGAUAGUGUAUACAUGACUUGAUGGAGCUAACCCCUUAAGUUACCAUGAUAAUUCAAAAGAUUACGUAUUACGUAGGUGAUGGUUUACAUGUUAUCAAAUAAAACUACUGAUUUUAUUCUGCCUCCUCAAAAAGUGAAAGAAGAGGUGAGGCCACGUUGUUUCCUUUGCUUUUUCCCAUGGGAUUUUGUAUAGUUAUAUAAUUUGCCAAUGCUUUCUUAAUUGAACUCAACAACCUGUUUCAUUCUAACCAAUAAAGAUUGAUGAACUGUUCAAACCUGUUCGUUG
Gastrolobium bilobum is the source of this 1677-nucleotide messenger RNA. RefSeq names its product glutathione synthetase, chloroplastic-like. Gene Ontology annotation, biological process: glutathione biosynthetic process. The record is from RefSeq and is a predicted model, not a curated record. NCBI's taxonomy places the organism in Eukaryota, Viridiplantae, Streptophyta, Magnoliopsida, Fabales, Fabaceae. The transcript is spliced from 12 exons. Bases 133 to 1413 code for a protein of 426 amino acids. Gene Ontology annotation, cellular component: cytosol. Gene Ontology annotation, molecular function: glutathione binding; ATP binding; glutathione synthase activity.